Protobothrops mucrosquamatus (brown spotted pit viper) is the source of this 1647-nucleotide messenger RNA. RefSeq names its product lymphocyte antigen 86 (gene LY86). The coding region runs from base 53 to 529 and encodes 158 amino acids. Gene Ontology annotation, biological process: innate immune response; positive regulation of lipopolysaccharide-mediated signaling pathway. Lineage: Eukaryota; Metazoa; Chordata; Lepidosauria; Squamata; Viperidae. The transcript is spliced from 5 exons. The record is from RefSeq and is a predicted model, not a curated record.
ACCCUGACCGACAAGAAAGGCACCAUUAGAGAGAGUCUCCUCCACAGAGAUCAUGAAAGCACUCAAGGUUGUUCCUGUCCUCCUUUCACUGAUUUAUACCACCGCCAGCGUCACCAGAUGGCCUACACACAUAAUCUGCAAGAACGAUAAUUUGGAAGUGAACUACAGAAGCUGUGAUCCUCUGCAAGAUCUUGCUUUGAGUGUUGACAGUUGCUCCUAUGAAGCCGGCAAAGAUGUUAGCAUUCGAUUAGCAACUGUUUUAAGGCACGCCAUCAAUGAACUCACUGUGGAUUUCAGUGCUACUCUUAAUGGACAUAUUGUACCACUUUACAGCAAACAACUUUGUGAACGAAAUUGGCCCCAGUUUCAAUUCUGUGGAAAGAAGAAAGGAGAAUAUAUUUAUUACUCAGGGCCUGUCUCCCUGCACAUGGAGAACAUCCCACACGGAGAAUUUAAUUUAACAGCUGAGCUCUUCAACGAAGACCAUCACACAGUUAUUUGUGCUGAUUUUUACAUCAGUAAUCACUGAGAAGUUGCUGUUUGUUGCUUUUCGAGCUGGCAUUGCCUAGACCAGUGCUUCCCAAACUUUUUCAUUCAUUACAUAAGAGCACUUAUUAAAAAAAAACUUAUUGACCUUUGAGGAACAGCUGUUAAGUCCCUUCCUUCAGCACCAUCGUAAUUUUGAACGGUCACUGAAGGAAUGGACAUAACUCGAGGACUACCGGUACCCUAAAAGCAUAAAUGAACUUCAUAUGAUUUCAACAGAUUAUCAUUUGCAAUUUCAUCCAUUUUGGUCUUUGGGAGAUUUUUGAAUAAAGUUUAGUACACGUGCCAAUCUUUAAGUCAGUUUAAAUAUCCCUCUUGUGAUGGGUAAUGGGCUUGUAUGUUGUUACCCCCAAACCCUCCACUUCCACCCCAUUUUCCUUCUAACUCUCAUUCCCAUCAAAGCAAGACAGAAUACCCUUUUUUUCAGUUCCUUUGUCAGUGCAGUUCAUUUGGGAUUUAUGCAGGAACAUCCAAAAAGUCAAGAUGGUGGCCACCACUGUGUGAUUGAGACUGCCAUCUUUAUCUUUUUGACCAUGCCAGCAGUGCAGGCAACCUUGCAUGAAAAUGAGUCUUUUGAAGGAGUAAGUAUGACAGAGAUCCAUACUUCUAGGAGCCUGGAGCACUACACUGAAAAAAAUCUUGCACUGAAAAACAAGGCUUGGACAAAGCAAGCUAAUGAAGCCACAAAUGGGUAAGUGCUGCUAUCCACAGCCAGCUGGAUCAAUAAACGAGCAAUUUUGCCCUCACCCUCUUCCAGGAAAAAAGACAAGCCCAUCUAGCAAGCUGGUCUCAUCUGUGCUGGAUGGAGGGAAUGCCAUUUUGGAAAUCCACUGCAACGUUGUGCAUUCUCUGAACAUACUCCUCAGCCAAGAGAUCAGCUUAGUCAGAUGGAGGGCUGUCAUUUGGUCAGGAGACAUGAAGGGAAUUUAUCUACUUAAUUUUGUUCCGAUUUUGUUGUGAGGUUUCCUGGGCUGAACAAAAUAAGAAUUCAACCGUGGUUACUUCCACACACAAAAGCUACAACUCAAUAUCUUGCCACUUUAUUAAAUAAAAGGUCAUUUUCUGGAAAGGUUUAGAUUCUGUCAGAUCUCAUGAACAAAU